This is a messenger RNA of Paramisgurnus dabryanus, 999 nucleotides long. The record is from RefSeq and is a predicted model, not a curated record. Lineage: Eukaryota; Metazoa; Chordata; Actinopteri; Cypriniformes; Cobitidae.
AUAAGAUUUUGUAUGAAAAUGCAAUGCAGUUUUUAAUCUUUCUGCUCAUAUUUCUGUGUACACAGGUGCAGGACUGACUGACAUCAGACUAUCAGCAUGUAUUCAUAUUAGAGCGGGACACAUCAUGCUGCCGGCUGUGGUGAAGCUCUGCUGUGGAAUCUCUUAUCCACACGUACGCAGCAUGACAGGGUUGCAGCGUGCGGCGGUGGCAGUGUUGGGAAAAGAGCUUGCACACCUGCAGAGCAUCACUCACUUUACCAUUCCUGAAUGGAGCGGUGCUGUCAGGAGAUCAUGUGUCCAGAAGUUUAACAACCCUGUGGAGGCCCAGAAGAUCGCAGUGGGACACGAGGACGCUUUCUACUUUAGACAAGGUGAAGAGGCUCUGAAUGAAGCUCUAGACAUCGUGGAGUCUAAAGAAGGAUGGAAACUCGAGCUGGCAGAGAAGAAUGGAGAUGUGAUCUAUAGUAAAGUACUCAAGGGGAACAGGAAAGUUUUUCGACUGGAGGCCGAACUGGACGCGUCCCCGGAUGAACUCUAUGAGAUUCUCUUCUUGAGAGUGGAGGAGAUGCACCGCUGGAACCCAAGCAUCCGCUCCAUCAAAGUUUUGAAGCAGGUGGGGAAGAACACCAUGGUAACUCACGAGGUGUCGGCAGAGACGGCGGGAAACCUCAUUGGCCAGCGGGACUUCCUGAGCGUCAGACAUUCGUCCAGGAGCGAGUCACGUGUUUACUUGGGUGGAGCUGCGACACGAUUCGAGUCUCUUCCUCCCCAGCAGGGGUUUGUCAGGGCUGAAGAUGGACCCACCUGUAUAAUCCUGCAUGAGCUCCAUCAUCAACCGGGGAAGAGUCGCUUCAUCUGGCUGCUCAACAUGGAUGUCAAGGGUUGGCUGCCAAAAUCACUGGUGAACAAAGCUCUGCCACGAGCUCAGCUGGACUUCACCAAACAUCUGCGGCACCACCUGACUGCGCAGACGUGAGCGGUCCAAACCCUGCUGAAGCU